UUGAGAUGAUCCAAGUCUUCAGCCCUCAGUCUGCAAUUGACCCACAAUCUAAGCACGUUUUCCAGCAUUUUAAGCCAAUUUACGAAUAUAUUUACGCCGAAUUUAGGCACGAAUAAAAAGUGAGACGUUUGAACGUCCAAGAUUUCGUACGAUGAGAAUAAGAAUUCCACGGGCAACGGACAGCAUCCCAGGUUAUGCACCUUACCAGGUGCAAAUGGUGUACAGUAGCACCAAUCAACCCAACUGCGGUGCGACUAUCAUCAACGCCUUCUUCAUACUAACAGCGGCACACUGCUUGGUUCGGCGGGGUUCGUCAAAGAUGUAUCGCCACCCCUCCGAAAUUCGCAUAGUCGCUGGAAAGUAUAAGACCAGUGGGUAUGACGAAACCCAGCAAGUUCGCAAUAUACUGGAAAUUAUUGCGCACCCGUUUUACGACAAACGCUACUUGCUCAACGAUAUUGCCCUGUUAAGGGUCAGCCACCCCUUGAAGUUCAAUCGCUACGUACAGCCAAUCCCAAUGGCGAUGGACUUUCGACAAUUUACUGGUCAGGUUUCCGUCUAUGGAUUCGGCAUAACUCGAACCUUCCCUGGCGAUCUCUCCCAGUUUCCUGAGACCUCACGGGUCUCCACCCUUCAAAUUAUAAGUACUUCCGAGUGUUCCAGGCUCCACAACCCAUCAUUAGUGACGCAUCACAUGAUGUGCGCAGUGUCAAAGAAAACAGCACUUUGUCCAGGGGAUUCCGGUUCCCCCGUGGUCUGUCAGGAUGACUCGAUUCAUAUCUCGUCACUUCCUCUUGGACGACAACCCUCGCGAGAUAUUCUGUGCGGAAUCGUUUCCUGGGGUGGACCUUUAGUAGAGUGUAUGGCACAUUGGAACGGAUCAUUUCGCUCAGAACCAUGGGCCCAAGUCUUCACAAAAGUCUCGCAUUUCUCGGAUUGGGUUUCUCAUGCGAUACAGGGGAGAAAGAUUGAAUCCCAUUUUCUUUGCAAGUCUAAUCUCCAGUACGUCUACAAAUUCGAGAAGUGCAAUUCGCACGUAGACUGUGAAGAUGGGUCAGACGAGAUGGAUUGCGAAAUUCAGGACGAGUACGAAUAUGAAUAUGAGACGGUCACUGAAAACUUUCCCAAAACAACGACCCCACCCACCGAAAACAUACCCUCAACGACCACCCCGAUUACCGAAAGUUUACCAACCACGACCACCCCGACCACCGAAAACAUGCCCACAACGACCACCGAAAACUUACCGACAACAAUGACCACUCCGAUCACUGAAGCUGACCCCACAACAACGACCCCGACUGCUGAAAAUUACCCCACAACAACCACCGAAAAAGUGACUCGAGCAACGCCAAUGUAUCAGAUCAUCGAUCUAGAUGACUUUGAUCUGUCUUUUGCUAAUUGGAAAGUUUAAUUUGUGUUAAACAUUUGUAUCACGAUUCUUUAAUACUUUACCAAUAUUUAA
This is a messenger RNA of Folsomia candida, 1465 nucleotides long. Its product is annotated as transmembrane protease serine 9-like. The record is from RefSeq and is a predicted model, not a curated record. Bases 152 to 1414 code for a protein of 420 amino acids. Lineage: Eukaryota; Metazoa; Arthropoda; Collembola; Entomobryomorpha; Isotomidae. Gene Ontology annotation, biological process: proteolysis. Gene Ontology annotation, molecular function: protein binding; serine-type endopeptidase activity. The transcript is spliced from 4 exons.